UUCCUUUGCAAUGUGCAGAGUCUCAAUCUGCUCACACAUUCAACAGAGAGCAACUUUUAUUGAAAUUUCACCAAAUUAUUGAACUUAUAGCUCGAGGUGUAGAUCAUUUUGAUUUUCGGAUUGAUGUCGAGGCUGUUGAUGGAUGAAGAAGAGUGCCAAUUAGUUUUGAUGUUUGCAUGAAUUUUAAGUUUUUUUUGUUGAUCAAUUUUCUAUAUUGAGGAUUGGAGAAUUUGAUGAUAGGCCGAAAUAGAAUAGAUUUACAUCUAUGAAGACCGGGGCACGGAAGUCGCCGCACCUGAUGCAGUUGGUCGAGACGAGUUCGCUUCUCCUUUCUCCGGUGCUUUCCAUAGAAUUUUUUCAGAUGGAAUGGCAGAUCCUGUUAGUUAUGGGAAUUCUGAGCGUGACAUCGAGCAAGCACUUGUUACUUUGAAAAAAGGGACUCAGCUAAUCAAGUACAGCCGGAAAGGGAAGCCCAAGUUUCGUCCAUUCAGAAUCUCUACAGAUGAAACGACAUUGAUCUGGUAUUCACAUGGAGAAGAAAGAAAUUUGAAACUAUCUUCUGUAUCACGGAUUAUCCCUGGACAGAGAACUGCUGUUUUUAGAAGAUAUUUGCGCCCUGAAAAAGAUUAUUUAUCAUUUUCACUUCUAUACAAUAACGGUGAAAGAUCUCUUGAUCUGAUCUGCAAGGACAAAGUUGAAGCUGAAGUUUGGCUUGCGGGUCUCCAGGCAUUAAUUUCUACUGGACAACAUCGUAAUAGGCGCACCAGAAGUGACAUUCCCGAUUUCCAUGAUGGUGGGGAUUUCAUUCAAAAUGGCCGGCCAUUUGGUGUAAAUCUAGAUUUUGCUUCAAGCAUUGCUCGUGGUAGGUCAUCUGUUGAUCUGAGUUCUCGUGACUCUUCUUUGAAUUGGGCGAGCUCAGAUGCGGGGUCAGAACGCACAAAUAUGCAACUAAGAACAAGUGGAGUGGAUGGUUUCCGGAUUAGUAUUUCGAGCACUCCUAGCUGCUCAAGUCAAGGUUCUGGACCAGAUGACAUAGAAUCGUUGGGUGAUGUUUAUGUCUGGGGAGAGGUAUGGUGUGAUGGGGUUUUACCUGAUGGAUCAGUGAGCCCAUUCCCUAUAAAAAUAGAUGUUCUGACUCCAAAAUCCUUGGAGUCAAAUGUGGUUCUAGAUGUUCAUCAGAUUGCUUGUGGUGUUCGGCAUGUUGCUCUUGUUACCAGGCAAGGAGAAGUUUUCACCUGGGGGGAGGAAUCUGGUGGGAGACUUGGCCAUGGAAUAGAUAACGACUUCAGUCGCCCUCAUCUUGUUGAAUUUCUAGCAGUAAAUAAUGUGGACUUUGUUGCAUGUGGUGAGUAUCAUACAUGUGCUGUAUCUACAUCCGGUGAUUUAUUUACCUGGGGUGAUGGUACUCAUAAUGCUGGACUUCUUGGUCAUGGCACUGAUGUUAGCCACUGGAUACCAAAAAGAGUUUCUGGUCCUUUAGAAGGACUUCAGGUUUUAUCUGUUGCAUGUGGCACAUGGCACUCAGCACUGGCAACUUCCAAUGGGAAACUCUUUACAUUUGGUGAUGGAACUUUUGGUGUUCUAGGCCAUGGAGAUCGAGAAAGUGUUCCAUAUCCAAGGGAGGUUCAAAUAUUAAGUGGACUUAAGACGAUUAAGGUUGCAUGUGGAGUAUGGCAUACAGCGGCUAUCAUAGAGGUUAUGAGCCAGUCUGGUACAAAUAUUUCAUCUAGAAAGUUGUUCACCUGGGGUGAUGGUGAUAAACACCGUUUAGGUCAUGGAAGCAAGGAAACUUACCUGCUUCCGACUUGUGUCUCUGCACUUAUUGACUAUAAUUUCCAUCAGCUGGCAUGUGGACAUACUAUGACUGUUGCCCUCACUACAUCAGGACAUGUGUUCACAAUGGGUGGUACUGCAUAUGGUCAACUAGGAAAUCCACUUUCUGAUGGGAGAUUACCUUGUUUGGUACAAGAUAAAUUGGUCGGUGAGUUUGUUGAAGAAAUUUCAUGUGGGGCCUAUCAUGUUGCUGUGCUGACAUCAAGAAGUGAAGUAUUCACUUGGGGAAGAGGUGCCAAUGGAAGAUUGGGACAUGGGGACACAGAAGAUCGGAGAUCUCCAACAUUUGUCGAAGCGCUAAAAGAUAGGAAUGUAAAAAGCAUAUCAUGUGGUUCCAAUUUCACUGCAAGUAUUUGCAUUCAUAAGUGGGUCUCUGGAGCAGACCAAUCAGUUUGCUCUGGUUGCAGGCAGGCAUUUGGUUUUACCAGGAAGCGGCACAACUGCUACAACUGUGGGCUGGUGCAUUGCCAUGCUUGCAGUUCCAAAAAGGCAUUAAAAGCUGCAUUGGCUCCAACUCCAGGCAAACCGCAUCGAGUAUGUGACCCUUGCUAUGCAAAACUCAAAGCAGCUGAGGCUGGAAAUGCCUCUAUUUUUAAUAGGAAAAACACUGUCCCCCGCCGUUCAAUAGAUGCAACAAUCAGGUCAGAUAGAGGAGAGGUAAGGUCUGCAAGGAUUCUGAUGUCUCCUGGACCAAUCAAUUAUUUUGAAUUUAAACCAGGAAGGUUUGGGCCAAGACCAGAUCCUUCUCCCAUGAUCCAAUCUUCCCAAGGUCCAUCACUUCUUAAAGACAUUGCAUUUCCAAGUUCACUGAGUGCUCUUCAAAAUGCUUUAAAGCCUGUUAUUACAGCAUCACCUCAGACUGCACCUCCACCUCCACCUCAGCCGGCAUUCUCAAGACCUGUUUCACCAUACUCUAGGAGACCAAGCCCUCCACGCUCUGCUGGUCCUGUAUUUUCAAGGAGUGUAAUUGAUAGUCUCAAGAAGACAAAUGAGCUACUAAAUCAAGAAGUAACAAAGCUGCAAAACCAAGUUAGAAGUUUGAAGCAGAAGUCAGAAGGUCAAGAUGCAGAGAUUCAGAAAUUACGUAAAAAUGCUCAAGAAGCUGACUUGUUGGCUCUGGAGGAAUCUUCUAAAUGCACGGUAGCAAAGGAAGUUGUCAAGUCCAUCACAACACAGCUUAAAGAAAUGGAAAAGCAGUUACCUCCUGAGGUCUAUGACAGUGAAACCUUUAAAUCUAUGCAAACUCAAAUUGAAGCUUUUCUAAAUACCAGUGGAACUCAAGCAGCCGAAUUUUCAUCUUCUUUACCAGCAGACUUGGAAUCUGACCAGAAAAAUGCCUCUGUUACCAAUCCCUUGGGUGUGGAGGAUCAUGUAAAUGCUGCAGGGCUUACAGACCUAUCACAGAAUGGUGAAAGUUCUGUACAGGACAGCAGUAAAUUAUCCAUUUCAAUUACAAGAGAUGCUGUGCCUCAACAAAGCACAGAAAAUGGCUCAAGAUCAGCAGCAAAAUAUGAAGGAGAACCAGAAAGUACUGAACAAUUUGAGCCUGGUGUUUAUGUGACUUUCAUUGCACUCAAAAAUGGUACCAAGAUCUUCAAGAGAGUUAGAUUCAGCAAACGGAAGUUUGGCGGCCAACAGGCAGAAGAAUGGUGGAAGGAAAACAAAGAAAGGCUUCUUAGGAAGUAUACCCCAUCAGCAUCAAGCAGUGCUCCAACUGGGUCAUCGGUUCCUCCAGCACCAACAGAUGAAAGUAAUGAGUUGGCACAAUCUUCCCAAACUUAGUCUCAGUACUUAGUCUCAUGCCAUUAAAUGUUGAAAGCCAGCUGCUACCUGAAUGGCAUUAUGAAUCUAGUCGGGUGAACACGUGUACUGUUUAGCAGCUAAAGAAGCUCUUUUUCAGAGGAAUGGCACAGAAGGAUUCACUUAAUUUACGAAUUAAAAAGAAGAAAGGAAAGGAAAGCUCCAUGAAAGUGAAGAUGAUGUGAUUUAGAGGCAGAGGGAAGCUUAGCUGUAAUUCUUUUAAUUCCUUGAUUCUUUCUCUUUUGCAUUGUAGUUGUACAGUAGAUGAAGUUGUAGAACCAUCUUUGUGUAUUGAAUUCCAUGUAGCGUCGGAAAUGCAUUCUUUUCCUCUCCCUUUUCCUCCCUUAA
Messenger RNA from Vitis riparia (riverbank grape), 3981 nucleotides. RefSeq names its product PH, RCC1 and FYVE domains-containing protein 1-like. The transcript is spliced from 9 exons. The record is from RefSeq and is a predicted model, not a curated record. Gene Ontology annotation, molecular function: metal ion binding. NCBI's taxonomy places the organism in Eukaryota, Viridiplantae, Streptophyta, Magnoliopsida, Vitales, Vitaceae. The coding region runs from base 367 to 3615 and encodes 1082 amino acids.